Molecule: messenger RNA, 3529 nt
Organism: Rhineura floridana
Lineage: Eukaryota; Metazoa; Chordata; Lepidosauria; Squamata; Rhineuridae
Gene: LDLRAD3
Product: low density lipoprotein receptor class A domain containing 3
Exons: 7
Coding region: 478-1623 (381 amino acids)
Biological process (GO): receptor-mediated endocytosis
Cellular component (GO): plasma membrane
Molecular function (GO): protein binding
Source: RefSeq, a predicted model, not a curated record
CUCAGAAGCCAGUCCCAUUAAGUCCAGUGAGGCCUACUCCAAAGCAAACAUGUCCAUGAUUAUGAGAGGGAAAGCUGGGUGAGGUCAGAUCCUUUGCCAACUUGAAGCUCUGCUAAGUGCUGGAGUGACAACGCAACUGCUCCUUGCUGAGCACGCAGCGAGACGGUGGUCGGGAAACUGGGGCACCGCAGGGCAGGGUGGAGAGGCAGCCUGGGAUCAGGGACGCCGCGAGGGCGGCACAAUGGCAAUAAGUCGCAUUGCCGCAAAGAGCUGAAGAGAGUGUGUGCGAGGGAGAGAGAGCGCAGGCUGCUGGCUGGGCGUGAGGGUCCGGCUGCUUAGGAAGGAGGGAGCCUCCCCCGGCCCUCCUACUUCUUCUCCGACCGCUUCCCUGCACUGUAGCCUGGGCCUGGGCCGGGCCGAGAGGCACUCAGGAAAAGAGGCUUUGAAACUUUGCAGAGUGGCCGUCGCGCUGGGGCAAUGUGGUUGCUGUGGCUGCUCCUGGGCUCGGCGGAAGGCCAACAGUUGCCUUGGAAUAACUUCACAAAUGAAUGUAAUAUUCCUGGAAACUUCAUGUGCAGUAAUGGACGUUGCAUCCCGGGAGCCUGGCAGUGUGAUGGGUUGCCAGACUGUUUUGACAAAAGUGACGAGAAGGAAUGCCCAAAAGCCAAAUCCAAAUGUGGCUCCACCUUCUUUCCCUGUGCAAGUGGAAUUCACUGUAUCAUUGGUCGCUUUCGAUGCAAUGGUUUUGCGGACUGUCCUGAUGGCAGCGAUGAAGAAAACUGCACAGCAAAUCCCUUGAUAUGCUCUACUGACCGAUUUCACUGCAGGAAUGGCUUGUGCAUUGAUAAAAGCUUUAUGUGUGACAAUCAGGAUAAUUGCCAUGACAACAGUGAUGAGGAUAGCUGUGGAAACCCUUCAGAAGCUAGCAGUGACCAGAAUUAUGUGACCACAGAGCCUCAGCUAAUCUUCUAUCCCAGCAUUACCUAUGCGGUCAUUGGCAGUUCAGCUAUUUUUGUUCUGGUAGUGGCCCUUCUCGCCCUGGUCCUGCAUCACCAACGAAAACGCAACAACCUUAUGACACUUCCUGUGCAUCGACUGCAGCACCCUGUCCUCCUGUCCCGGCUGGUUGUCCUUGACCAUCCACAUCAGUGCAGCGUCACCUACAAUGUCAACAAUGGCGUCCAGUACAUGUCCAACCAAGCCUACCAUAGGCCACCAGAUUUAGACUCCCCACCAUCUUAUUCAGAAGCUGUACUAGAUCAAAGGCCAGCAGUCUACAUCAUUGCUGUUCUGGGGCUAGGAAGAAUGGCUGGCAUCAUGCAAAAUGAAAUGUUCUAUAGCCCAAUAUCAACCUGUGCAAACCGACCGCCAUGGUUUGAUCUUCCUCCACCUCCUUAUUCCUCAGAAUCAGAAUCCCAGAAUCAUAUAGAACUUCCUCCUUAUCGAUCUCGGACUGGAAGCAUUGUGAGUGCAGAUGCUACAGUAGCAAGAAGUCCAGAGACUGUGGGAAGAAGUCGAACAAGAAGCACCAUUGCCAGUAUGGAUUAUCAUAAUGCACUGUGUGCAAUUACAGCUGAGCAGAGUGACACACUGAUCAACUCAGAUUCUGUCAGAGCACUGUAAAGUUAUUUAUGAGGUUCUUAUGGAUGUCUGUUUGGGGUUGGACUGGACCUCAGAAGUGCAGAAUCACUUGGAUGUCUUCUACACAAUGACUGCAGUGUAUUGGGGAGAUUCACUAGUGCAUGCCCUGUUGAAAUGAACUGGAGCUGUGCAAGCCCCAUUAAAACAACUUAUGUCACUUGUUUCAAGGGACUGUGAACAGGAAAAUGACACUAGUGGCCUCAGCCAUGUUAGAUUUCAAUGUUUCGAGUUCAUGGGAACAGUUCUAGAGUCUCAAUUCAGAUUCACUCUGACUUUCUGUAACACAUCAUGCUUUUAAAAUAUUUGAAGGGUAUUGACCGUGUGCAUGUGUCAUAAUAUAAUACAUACACGUGAGCCUAGAUAUAUUCCUGUGUUUCAAAACAUCUCUAUCUGGAUUUUUUAAAAUGUAUAUUUAUGUAUGUAAGUAUGUAUAUAAUAUACUAGUAAAUGAAGCUUGCAUUAUGCAAGUGUUGAUCUGUGUUGCUGGUGGUUACUGGAAGCCCCACCAUGGAAAAAAAAUCCAAGCCUGAAGAGGCAGUAGAACUCAUAGAGCCAAACAUUCUGCCCUACAUACGGUUUGAUUUACUUACUUUAUGCUAGAAUCCUGAACUCUCUUAUGAGACUUUAUGUCCGUGUUUUGAUGGUUAGAUGGAAAAAUGUCCAAUCUCCAGACUCGUCUAGUAAUCACAGUGUACCUAAUGUCAUCCUUUUCCUCAGUGGUUAAGACUUUGAGAAGUUUCUCUUUCAGACUUCUGUAGCAAUGAUUAGUGUGCCUUGCAUUACAAGAGUAACAGAUUUCAGCUUCCAAUAUAGCAUGGGAAUAGCUUAACCAUUUAGGGGGUUCAUUUUGAGUCCUGCUUUGACAGAUGUACGAAUCUCUCUCUCACUCUCAAGCUUUUCUGGCAAUUAAGAUGUUUCAGGCUAUAUGUGUGCCAAAAUUUAUUUUUCUGGUUGCUCAGAAAUACCUUAACCACUUAGAAGCAUGCUUUAAUUUCCCCAUUUUAAGAGAGAUCAUGUUUUCAUUCCCCCCGCCUUUUUUUGGUUGUAAUUUGAAGUGCCUUGGAAUAUGCAGGUACCAAAUUUCAGAGCUGUAGCUAAUCAGGAAAUAACUUUUGAUAUCCUAGGAGUUAGACCUUUUUCAUACAGAAAAAAAUCCUGUUUAUUCUUCAUAGUGUUUGCUGGAUGAAAUUAUGAUUCACACUGUACGCAACAAGCUCAUUUGCUACAUACACACCAGCAUUUUCAGGCAUAUAAAUAAAGUGCAAAGAGGAGGUACAUGCUACAACUUGUCCUUGAAUGAUUACCAACAUGCAUCUAUGCUGUACACUGUACAGUGUUUACCACUGCGAACACUGGUACACACAGGGCACUCAUUGCUGCAUGGUGUGGCUCAGUCUUUAAAAUGAUCAGGGCUUCAUUCAGAUAGCCCUUAACCAGUGAAACUAAGGUACUGCAUUUACAAGUUUUAAUCGAAUGCAGUGUUUCCUCUUUUAAUAACUGUCCUUACUGUACAAUGCAUUUCUUUAGGCUGUAUAUUUGUACAUUUGUGUUGAAAUAUUUAGUUUUGGACUUCUAAAAUAAAUACUUUUUUAAUGGUAUGUUUUUCAUUUUCCCUGCUCAAACUAAGAAUGUGCUUGGUUAUUAGAGCAGUUUUUAAAAAUAUAUGAAUAAGGUAUACAUAGGGCAGUAUAAGGGGACUGUGCUUUUUGAGCUCAGUGUAGGAAAUUGCUUGGUAACAGGACACAUAAGACUAGCAUGUCUACUGUGCACAUUUGGUAAAUAUUAAAAUAUCCUUCAAAGGCAGAUUUAUUUUCAUAUUCAUAUAUCUUAAUAUUUAUUAUGUCCUCUAAUGUGGAAACAUUAAACCCCUCAAGAGGCUAUCAAUUUU